Suillus clintonianus is the source of this 303-nucleotide messenger RNA. RefSeq names its product CHAT domain-containing protein. The transcript has a single exon. The record is from RefSeq and is a predicted model, not a curated record. The annotation marks the transcript as partial. Lineage: Eukaryota; Fungi; Basidiomycota; Agaricomycetes; Boletales; Suillaceae.
CUCGAUGCUUUGCGACGCAACACUUGGGUGCAUCUCGCUUGCCAUGGCAAGCAGAACCGCAAGCAGGCUUACAAUUCACGUUUCGCCAUGAGAGACAAACCUCUCACGCUGCUUGGCAUCAUGGAGAACAAUGCUCCAGAAACUGCAUUUGUACUCUUGUUGGCGUUUCAUACCGCUGUUGGGGAUGAAGAAACACCCGACGAAGUCAUCCGCCUCGCGACUGGUUUGCAUUUUUUGGGGUUCAAGAGUGUCAUCGGUACUCUGUGGAUGGUCGACGACGCUGUCGCAAAAACUUGUCGUUGA